UAUUUGAAGCUGUGAGGGAUACAGACGUUUGGUCAAUAUUGUUUUAACAUGCUUCAAAUCAAUCAGCUUCUCUCCAAGAUAAAAUGGCAAACCUCAAAGAGAAAACUCCAAUGUGUCUGGUAAAUGAGUUAGCCCGUUUCAAUAGAGUCCAACCCCAGUAUAAACUUCUGAAAGAAAGAGGGCCUGCUCAUUCGAAGAUGUUCUCAGUGCAACUGAGUCUUGGUGAGCAGACAUGGGAAUCGGAAGGCAGCAGUAUCAAGAAGGCCCAACAAGCUGUUGCUAAUAAAGCUUUGGCUGAAUCUACACUUCCCAAACCAGUUCAGAAACCACCCAAAAGUAAUGUUAAUAAUAACCCAGGUAGUAUAACUCCCACUGUGGAACUGAAUGGGCUUGCCAUGAAGAGGGGAGAGCCUGCCAUCUACAGGCCACUAGAUCCAAAGCCUUUCCCAAAUUAUAGAGCUAAUUACAACUUCCGGGGCAUGUACAAUCAGAGGUAUCAUUGCCCGAUGCCUAAGAUCUUUUAUGUUCAGCUGACUGUAGGAAAUAAUGAAUUUUUGGGGGAAGGGAAGACUCGACAAGCUGCUAGACACAACGCUGCCAUGAAAGCCCUCCAAGCACUGCAGAAUGAACCCCUUCCAGAAAAAUCUCCUCAGAAUGGUGAAUCUGGAAAAGAAGUGGAUGAUGACAAAGAUGCAAAUAAAUCUGAGAUCAGCUUAGUGUUUGAAAUUGCUCUGAAGCGAAAUAUGCCCGUCAGUUUUGAGGUUAUUAAAGAAAGUGGACCACCCCAUAUGAAAAGCUUUGUUACUCGGGUGUCAGUGGGAGAGUUCUCUGCAGAAGGAGAGGGAAAUAGCAAAAAACUUUCCAAGAAGCGCGCUGCAACCACUGUCUUACAGGAGCUUAAGAAACUUCCACCUCUUCCUGUGGUUGAAAAGCCAAAACUAUUUUUUAAAAAACGCCCUAAAACAAUAGUCAAAGCUGGACCAGAAUAUGGUCAAGGAAUGAACCCCAUUAGCCGCCUGGCUCAAAUUCAACAGGCCAAGAAGGAGAAGGAGCCAGACUAUGUUUUGCUUUCAGAGAGAGGAAUGCCUCGACGUCGGGAAUUUGUGAUGCAGGUCAAGAUAGGCAAUGAAGUUGCUACUGGAACAGGACCUAAUAAAAAGAUAGCUAAAAAAAAUGCUGCGGAAGCAAUGCUGUUACAGCUUGGUUAUAAAGCAUCCACUAGUCUUCAGGAUCAACUUGACAAGACAGGGGAAAACAAAGGAUGGAGUGGCCCAAAGGCUGGUUUUCCUGAACCAACAAAUAACACUCCAAAAGGAAUUCUUCAUUUGUCUCCUGAUGUUUAUCAAGAGAUGGAAGCCAGCCGCCACAAAGUAAUCUCUGGCACUACACUAGGCUAUUUGUCACCCAAAGAUAUGAACCAACCCUCCAGCUCUUUCUUCAGUAUAUCUCCCACCUCGAAUAGCUCAGCCACAAUUGCCAGGGAACUCCUAAUGAAUGGAACAUCUCCUACGGCAGAAGCCAUAGUUAAAGGAAGUUCUCCUACUCCCCCUUGUCCUGCAGUACAACCUUCAAAACAGCUGGAAUAUUUAGCAAGGAUUCAAGGCUUCCAGGCAGCUUUAAGUGCCUUGAAACAAUUUUCUGAGCAAGGGCUGGAUCCAAUGGAAGGGGCAAUGAAUAUUGAAAAAGGUUCUCUUGAAAAACAAGUCCAGCAUCUGGGAGAGAAAGCGGACAAUAACCAGACACACCCAGGCUCCGCCGCUCAGGACUGCAAGAAAUCAAAGUCCGGCAUCUAGCAGCUCCCAGAACCACGCUGCCACCGCAUCCUUAUAAACCUGUCAGCACGCAUGAGGGUGUCUGUGUUCAAGGAAAUGAAUGACUAAUACCAUUAUUUGAGUCUUAUGUGAAGACAACACUAUUCUAACACAGGAGAUAAUACACAUAGUACUGUUUAUUCAACUGGGGAAAAAUAAAACUUGGCGCAUUUCCUUUGGAACUUGAGAUCAGAUCAUAACUCACUUGUCCAGAGGCAGCAGAAAUCUGAUCCUGCUACUGGAGCUUAAAAUAACAGUUAGUGAAAAGUGUUAGAAACAGAGGUAAAGCUUUUAAAUGAUCAAUAGAGAAAUUUGGUUUGUUUCUGUUGUUACGAUUGUUUCAUUGUGGCACUUGUGUUCAGUUAUAUUCUCUCUCAUUUUAAAUAAUGCUUGAUGAUUCAAAAAUUAACCAAUGACGUGCUGUGGAAUGUGAUGGUCGUUGUCUUCAUAUGGAGUCACACAGUUUCUCUUUUUAUGCAGAUAUUUGUAAUCUUCAUUCUAUAUAAACAUGAAUAACAUUAAGGCACACUACUCAAAGAUGUAUGCAAACAAACAUGGUUUAAAUCAGGUCAGAUAUUUAAUUAAAACUGUGAAAUAAUGUUAGGAACAACUAGUUUCAAUAUACUCCAGGAAUUUAAAAAACAAAUCACUUGUGCAUUUUGAGCUCCGUAAUACUCUUAGCCACCAAGGAGGCGUCUUGCCUCUACAAACCAUUUCUCUGGGUUCCACAUCCUGUGGCAGAAAUCACACUUACCCCCAUUCAUGUCUUGUAGCCACUCACUGUUUGCAUCAAGAGUGUUUUUAAUAACUGCCUCUGGACUUGGGACAGUGAGGAGGAUCAACAUAAAUAGUGUCCCUGGGUGGGCAAGGGAGAGCCUGUUGGAGGAGCCGUCAAAGUCUUGCCAGCUUGUAGCCUGCCACGCUUGGGACCAGCAUGUUGGAAUCCGGCGUGUAGCAAAUGCAGUAAAAAUUUGGUCGGUUUCUGUGUGAA
Messenger RNA from Phyllostomus discolor (pale spear-nosed bat), 2802 nucleotides. It is a transcript of the gene STAU2, whose product is annotated as staufen double-stranded RNA binding protein 2. NCBI's taxonomy places the organism in Eukaryota, Metazoa, Chordata, Mammalia, Chiroptera, Phyllostomidae. The record is from RefSeq and is a predicted model, not a curated record.